Loxodonta africana (African savanna elephant) is the source of this 24204-nucleotide messenger RNA. RefSeq names its product ribosomal protein S6 kinase A5 (gene RPS6KA5). Bases 9405 to 10961 code for a protein of 518 amino acids. The transcript is spliced from 13 exons. The record is from RefSeq and is a predicted model, not a curated record. Lineage: Eukaryota; Metazoa; Chordata; Mammalia; Proboscidea; Elephantidae. Gene Ontology annotation, molecular function: calcium-dependent protein serine/threonine kinase activity; magnesium ion binding; mitogen-activated protein kinase binding. Gene Ontology annotation, cellular component: nucleus; cytoplasm. Gene Ontology annotation, biological process: peptidyl-serine phosphorylation; intracellular signal transduction; protein autophosphorylation.
AUAACUAUGCUGUUUUCUCAAAGAAGCUGGUCAAUUAGGCCGACGAAAAAAAUUAUUGCUUUGGAUAGACAAAAAGAUGUUUACAUGGUAAAUUUCCAUGUUAAUCUAGUAGGUAUAUACGUAACUUUUAUAUUUCUUUAUAUUAUGUGUGCCAAAUUAGGACUUAAGUUUCACAGGGAUAGUGUCCUAAAGCACGUAUCACAUUGUUUUAUACCUAGUUGUUGUUGUUAGGUGCCAUCAAGUUGGUUCCCACUCAUAGCCACCCAGUGUACAACAGAAGGAAACACUGCCCGAUCCUGUGCCAUCCUCGAUGUUGUGCUUGAGCUCAUUGUUGCAGCCACUUUGUCAGUCCACCUUGUUGAGGGUCUUCCUCUUUUUUGCUGACCCCCUGCUUUAUCAAGUACGAUGUCCUUCUCCAGGGACUGGUCCCUCCUGAUAACAUAUCCAAAGUAUGUGAGACAAAGUCCCACCAUCCCUGCCUCUGAGGAGCAUUGUUGUUAUACUUCUUCCAGGACAGACCUGUUCAUUCUUUUGGCAGUCCACGGUAUAUUCAGUGUUCUUCAGCAACAUCACAGUUCAGAGGCAUCUGUUCUUCCUUAUUCAUGGUCCAGCUUUCGCAUGCAUAUGAGGCAAUUGAAAACACCAUAGCUUGGGUCAAGUGCCCCUUAGUCCUUAAAGUGACAUCUUUGCUUUUUAAUACUUUAAAGAGGGCUUUUGCAGCAGCUUUUCCCAAAGCAAUACAUUGUUUAAUUUCUUGACUGCUACUUCUAUGGUACUGAUUGUGGAUCCAAGUAAAAUGAAAUCUUUGACAACUUCGAAUUUUUCUCCGUUUAUCAUGAUGUUGUUUAUUGGCCCAGUUGUGAGGAUUUUUGUUUUCAUGUUGAUCCGUAUUGAAGGCUAUAGUCCUUGAUCUUCAUCAGUAAGUAUUUCAAGUCCUCUUCACUUUCAUCAAGCAAAGUUGUGUCACCCACAUAACACAGGUUGUUAAAGAGUCUUCCUCCAAUCCUGAUGCCCUGUUAGUCUUCAUAUAGUCCAGCUUCUCAAAUUAUUUGCUCAGCAUACACAUUGAAUAAGCAUGGUGAAAGGAUACAGCCCUGACACACACCUUUCCUGACUUUAAACCACGCAGUAUCCACUUGUUCUGUCCAAAUGACUGCCUCUUGGCCUAUGUACAGGUUCCUCACUUUAAACCACACAGUAUCCGCUUGUUCUGUCUGAAUGACUGCCUCUUGGCCUAUGUACUCGUUCCUCAUGAGCAUGACUAAAUGUUCUGGAAUUCCCAUUCUUCAUAGAGCCUGACCAUACCAAGUGCUGAUAAGAAUGUAGAGGAACUAGAAUUCUCAUAUAUGCCAGGGAGAAUGUAGCUACAAUCACUUUGGAAAACAGGCGUUUCCUUAAAAAUUAAAGAUCACCUACCAUAUGAUCAAUCAUUCCACUCCUUGGUAUUUACCAAGAAAAGUAAAAACAUACGUCCGUUCGAAAACUUUGUACCCGAAUGUUUAUAGCAGCUUUAUUUGUCACAGCCAAGCCAGAUGUCUAUCAACAAGAGAAUGGUUAAACGUGCUGCUUAUCCAUACAAAUGUAGUACUACUUAGCAGUAAAAAAGGAAUGAUCUGCUGAUGCACGCAGGAAAUGUGGAUGAAUCUCCAGAUAAUAACUCUGAGUGAAAGAAGCUGAGCAGUAUAGAUUGUAUACAAUACAAUUCCAUUCUAGAAAAUGCAAACUAAUCUGUAGUUACAGAAAGCAGAUCAGUGGUUGCCUGGGGACCAGAAUGGAAGAGGGAUUCAAAGCACAGGAGGAAAGUUUGGAAAUGAUGGGUAUGUUCGUUAUCUUGACUGUGGCAGUGACUUCACAGGUGUGUACAUAUGUCAGAACUAUCAAGUUGUACCCUUUAUAUGUGGGCAAUUUAUUACACAUCAAUUGUUCUUCAGUAAAAGUUUAAACAUUUUUGAAAUAUAUGUUUUCCAGGACAAGGUUGGAAGUAAAUAAUUUCUUAUUAUUCCAGCUUACUUAAGACCAGAGUUAAGUGAUCAGGAAUACUUUUUUUAAAAAAAUCAUAAGUUUAAGUCAUGCCUGUUAUGAACAGUUUUAAAUAUGACUGCUUAUUUUUAAUCUUUUGUUGCAUUUUGCUUGACAAUUUGAAAAUCCCUGAGAAUUAUAGGAAACCUUGGGCAUAGUCUUGAGACUUUGUUCCAUUGGCGAGGUCAUACAUGUUGUAGUGACAGGUGCAAAGGAGAGUCUUAGUGUGACACCAUUAAUUAAUGACCCCUCUGAGUAAAUUCUCCUCUUUCUCAUUGCACAUACACAAGCGAUCUUCAUUUUGUCGUUUUCCUUUCCUCUCUAGAUCUGCCUAUAGAAAGGUAGUAUAUUGCUUGUUAUGAUGGCAGGAAUAUUCUGGACCAAGUGAUGUUUAACUUCAAAUUGUUUUUACUGCCUGUAUCUCAAUCAGUUGACAUUCUGGUUUUAGAAAGAGAAAGAGCCUGAAUCAGAUUGUCUAAAAUCUUAAACUAGAGCAAAUGAAUUUUUCAAGAAUUUAAAUAGGAUUCUUUUCUCUUUAAUCAAUUAAUUAUUCCCUUUUGCAUGUUGUCAGUAAUUUUGUUUAAAACUUGGUACUAACCUGUGAUUCCAUGUUUGUGACCCAAGUUUACAAACAGUAUAAUUAACGAAUUCAACCUUCUUUACCUUUUUCUUUCAAGAUAAUCAUUCCGAUUGUCCUUCCUGGUAUAAAACCCUUCAUAACCUGUUUUUCAUAAAAUAUGUGUCAUUCAGAUAGAUGUAUCUUUAUCUCAUCCCCACGUGUCUUAAAUAGCCAAGGCUUUUUCUCAUCAUUGAAUUCUCGAUUCCUUAAUUAGUAUGAUCUUCCUUGAACUCUGCAUGGUUUCUUUCUUUCUUUUUUUUUUUUUAAUGGUUCAAAGUACUGUAUCAUCCAAGUUAUUUGCUUGCCACUUGUUGUCUGCAGACAGCCUAAAAUCAGAAUAAAAUUUGUUCUUGAAUAUCAGAUUUCAACACAUAAUAAGAACUUAGAAUGAGAAGAAAACUUAAGAGUCUAACUCUCUCCCCAGUGUAGAAAUCUCUUUAUCAGUGUACCUGAUAAACUGUCAUCUCCUUUCUGUUUGAAUGCCACCCAUGGAAGGGUGACAUUAUUGUAUAAGAGAGUUUUUCCCCCUUAAAAUGAGCUUAUUAAAUGGUUAUUGUUAGGUGCUAUGGAGUUGGUUCCAACACAUGGCAACCCUGUAUACAACAGAACAAAACACUGACCGACCCUGCGCCAUCCUCGCAAUCAUUAUGCUUAACCCCAUUGUUGAAGACGCUGUGUUAGUCCAUCUCAUUGAGGGUCUUCCUCUUUUUUGUUGACCCUGUACUUUACAAAGCAUGAUAUCCUUCUCCGGGGACUGAUCUCUCCUGGCAACGUGUCCAAAGUAUGUAAGAUGUAGUCUUGCCAUCCUUGGUUCUAAGGAGCAUUCUGGUUGUACUUCUUCCAAGACAGAUUUGUUCGUUCUUUUGACAGUCCACGGUAUAUUAAAUAUUCUUCGCCAACACCAUAGUUCAAAGGCAUCAAUUCUUCUUCGGUCUUCCAUAUUCGUUAUCCAACUUUCACAUGCAUAUGAUGCAAUUGAAAAUAACCAUAGCUAAAAUUAGCCUUCUGUAAUCUCUGCAGGUUAGUACUGCUCCUGUCUUCCAAAAACAUUGAAUAACUGUCGUUUCUUUUAGACAUUGCUUCAGUUGGUUGAAGAUAGCUUUAUCUAGAUAAGCCUUUCUAGUUCCUUUAACUGUUCACAUGGCUUGGUUUUCAGAUUUCUCACAUCUUGGUACCAUUUUGGACAAAUAUAAAAUAGCCAGCAUGAUAGAUUUGAGUGAUUGCUCCCAGCUUUUCUGUGAGUUUGUAUCUUAUUUUUACUUCUUGUAUGUAGUGUGUCCUUUUCAUGUGUCUUCCACUAGCUUCCCUUGCCUUUCUGUGUAGAACCUUGUCUUUUAGGGUGUGUGUUACUACUGCAUGAGAAGGUAUCCCUCCGAGAAGGAGGCCUUUGCUUGCCUGGGGCUUUGCCUCCAUAAACCAUGAUAAUUGAAUAUUGCCUCACCUGAGAAUCAGGAUGUAGAGGUCCUAUUUACAUCACUUCUGUCAUCUCUAACAGGCUUGUUUCUUUGUCUCAUUGUCUCUGCCUUUGAAAUGUAGAAAGAGAUGGCUAUUAUCCAUCAAUAAAAUAUGCUUUAUUAAUUUGUUUUAUUAUAUUAUUAUAACUAUAUCAUAUAAACCCAGGUCUAAAUAUUAUCCAAAUAAUGGCAUUAAAAAGAGCUCUAGUCAGUACUGUUUAGAUCAGGGCUCAGCAAACUAUGGCCUGCAGGCCAAAUCCAUUCUGCUGCCUGUUUUUGGAUGGCCCACAAGGUAAGAAUAGUUUUUACACUUUAAAAUGGUUGAAAAAAAUACCAAAAGAAGAAUAAUAUUUCAUGACAUAUAAAAAUUAUAUGAAAUUCAAAUGUCAGUGUCCAUAAAGUUUUAUUAGAACAGAGCCGGGCUCAUCAUUUGCAUAAUGUCUCUGGCUACAUUUAUGCUGUAAUAACAGAAUUGAAUAGUUAUCUCAGAGGCCAUAUAGCUUGCAGAGCCUAAAAUAUUUACUGUCUGGCCCUGUAUUGUGUAAAAAUUACCCCAAAGUAUAGUAGUUUAAAACAGCAUGCAUACAUUAUCUCAGUUUCUUUGAAUAGGGAAUCGAGGUACAGCUUAACUGGGUCCUCUCCUUCAGGGUCUCUCACAGGCUACAAGCAAGGCAUUAUUGGCUGGGCUGUAGUUAUAUCAAGGCUCAGCUGGGAAAGGAUCUGUUUCCAAGUUGACAGGAUUCAGUUCCUCGAGGGUUGUUGAACUGAGGACCUCAUUUCCUUGUUGAUGAUUGACUGAAGACCACCCUCAAUUCCUUGCCAUGUGGACCGCUCCAACAUGUCAACUUGUUUCGUCAGAGCGUGCAAGCUGAGAAGGCAACAGAGAAGAAUCUGUUAUGACGAUGAAAGUCACAUGUUUUGUAACCUACUCAUGGAAGUGACAUCAUCUUUAAAAACAAUCAUCUUUAGUGUGUAAUAAUGGUUAUAAGCAAGUCACUAGGUUUAGCCUACCCUAACUCGUACACCAUGGGGUCAGACCAUUGUGAUCCAUUCAUUGACUGAUUUUCAGAAGUAGGUCACCAGGCCUUUCUUCCUAGUCCAUCUUAGUCUGGAAGCUCCGCGGAAACCUGUUCAGCAUCAUAGCAGCACACAGGCCUCCACCGACAGAGUGGUGGUGGCUGCAUGAUGUACACUGGCCAGAAAUCAAACCUGGGUCUCCUGCGUUGAAGGCGAGAGUUCUAUCACUGAACCGCCACUGUCCUUGGCCCACACUUGGGGAAGGGAUUACACAAGGUGGUGGAGAAAGGAGACAGGGAUUAUCAAGGAUUAGAGUCUGCCUACCAGACUUCCUUACAAAAAAGUUUGCCGACUCCUGAUUUAGGUAAUCAGUUUGUUAUCUGCCCUCCCAAGGAGUAGUUCCCGUAGGGUAAUUGAUUUUGUGCAACUUCCUACAAUCUUCUAAAUACAAAAUAAAGACUAACUCUUACAUUUUAUCCGUGUUGAUUAAUCAGUUGACACCUUGAAUUAGCCGAUUUGUUUUUUUUUUUUCUUCAUUUUUUGUUUAUAGGUGUCUUGCAUUUAGGGUUAUAUAUAAAAUAAAUUACAAGUAUUAUUUCUUACCCAGUCUCAGAUUUUCCUUGGCUUUCUUAUCGUUAUGUCUUUAUGACAGCAUCUUUUAUCAGCAUAUUUUAUAAAGCCUUCUUGAUUCCCAGUGUGCUAGUCGUUUUUUUUCUUCCUCGUUUUAGGUAUUUUUGUACCCAAUAGCAAAGUCUGUGUUUCCCAGGUUUUUUUUUUUUUUUAAAUAUGGUGAAAAUAUACACAGCAAAACAUUCAUACCAAACUUUUUGACGAGUUACCCAAAAUCUAUUAAUGUUUGUCACAGUAGCUAUUCACCUGGACAUUCUUCUGCAUGACAUAAUAGCAACAGCUUCAGACGAGAACCUAGUAGGGGAAGGGAUGUAGCAGGGAGAGGAACACUCAUAAGCCUCAGCUUUGUUAUCUUCUUUCUUUUCAUCAUCCUUUUAAUCUUUCUACUCCUACUUCACUUGCAUAACGCAUGGGGGUGGGAAUGAAGCAUGCUGUAUUACUCAUGUGCCCUCAUAGCCACUCUCUAGGGAGGUAGAGGGUUUGGGGCUCUGAAUAAUCCUUCCAGUUAUGGAGAAGGUGCAUCAGAAGCACAAUCGGUCUGGUUAUCAGUUUUUAUGCUUCCUUUAUCCUUCUCUGCACCACCUCUCUGUUCUGGCUAUAUUUCCAGAAUGAUGGCCUGUGUAGGUACUUAACUACUGCCUCUGGUCACUACCCCAGCCAGUUCCUCACUGUUCCCAUCAACCGGACAUCUCAAAGCUCAGCCUCAUACAUACUAGCCAAAGUUGUGGAGGGAAGAAGGCAGCCUUGCAUGUUCGUGGCUCUGUCAUUUAUUUUGGUCUCUGGAGUGCCCUGCUGUCCUCAUGAGCUCACUAGCGUAUAUGUCAGCAUCCUUGCAUAGUAUGUGGCGUCCUGGCAGGGCCUCAUUCUUUUGGACAGUAAACAACCUUGUCUCUGUGCUGACUCUUGCUGUCUGCCUCUGGCUCUUUUCCAUUUAGCUAUCUCUCUGAAAUUCCUUGCAUUCCACUCGGCUCUUGGCUCUGUAUACUCCCUUCAUUUUAUUGUUACCUGUAGCCACUUGGCCCCAGGGGACCCCCAAGAUCCAGGUUCUGUAUUGCCCACAUCUCUCAUCCUGCCCCCAGAGAUAAUGGGUGGGUGUGGAAGUAAAAGCUUUGAGAACAUUGACUGGACCACAGAGAAGAGUGUAGAAAGGAAGAAGGAUGGGGGGAGGUCUGCCGGUGAAAGCCAUAGUAGGUAUGAAAGGAUCCCGGCUCUACCCUAAGCCAUGGCCACCUCUGAGCGAGGUGUAGUAGAUGGAAAACAAUUAGAUGGUUAUCUAUCCAGUAAAUAUUCGUUGAGUACUUGGCUAUGUGCUAAGUACUGGGCCCUGGGAAUAAAGCAGUGAACAAAACGAAGAAUCCUGACUCACUUAGAGCUUUCAUUUUAGUUGGGAGAAAGAAGUAAAAUAAAAAUAGAUAUAUAUAAUAUGCUAUAAAUGUCUUGAAGAAAAAUAAAACAAUUUAAAGGGAUAAGGAGUGGGCAGGCAGCUAUUUUUGAUAAAAUAGUUGGAGAAGACCUCUCUGAUAAGGCAACACCUGAGUAAAGACCUUAGUGGCAUGAAAAAGUGAGCAUUGCCCAUUAUUGCUAAUUCUUUUGUGUUAACUUUUAACUUAGUUCUUUAUUAUUAUAUUUUAGUGAACAUACGAAACGCAAGGAAAAUUUCGUAGGUUCACUUUUUACCCUAGUAUUUUAUUACAAAAAUUUCAAGCAUAUGGAAAAGUUUUUUUUACAGUGGACACCUAGAUUCUACCAUGAGUAUUUUACCAUUCUUGUGUAUUAUGUAUCUGCCAUCUAUCCAUCCCUCUGUCCAUCAGAGUCUUCAUUUUAAUCUUGAUGUCCUCACCCUGUUCAAUCUGUAAAUCCUUAAACUAAUGGGUUGUGGAUUUCUUCUGCCACAGGGGUUUUCAGAAACCUAACAUUCGUGAAUGGGAAGAAAUGUCAUAUUCAUCUUUAUAUUAUAGAUUUUAACUUUAUUUCAUUUUGUAUUUUACAUGUAACUCCUCAUGCCAUUUGGAGUUAAUUUGGGGAUGUGAUAUAAGGCAAGGAUCAAACUUGUUUGUUUCCCAAAUAGCUGGUUUCCCCAGCACACCUGUUGAACAGUGCAGUCUUUUCUAUGUUGGUUGGUCACUUUUAAAAAAUAGUGUAAGUUUUUUUUGUAUACCUGGAUGAUUUUUCAAGUUUUUUUUGUUGUUGUUUGUUCAUUGUAUUUGGUUGAUUUGUUUUGCUAGCACCUCAAUUUUUCUAUUUUGUUUUAUAAUACAUUUUAAUAUGUAGUUAGGCAAAUCCUUCCCUAAUUAUCUUUUUUUCAGAAUUUUCGUAGCUGGGUUGGUAUGUGCUUAUCCUUGGAGAUGAAUACUAAAAUCAUCCACAUUCUCAAACAGAUGUUGGAAUCUUAAUUCAUAUUAGUAUUUCUUGGUUUUUUAGAAGGGGUCUUUCUACAUCUGUAAAACAGGGAUAAUGAGAGCAGCCUUUUGAUAGGAUUGUUGCAUGGAUUAAAUGAACAUAAAGUAUUUAACGUGAUACACCAACUCAAAGCUGGUUCUGAUUUUACAGAGGGAUAUGAGAUUGAUUUGGGUCCUACUGAGUUGCAGUUCAUUUCUGGAGUUUCUCAAGUCCAUUUUGAAGCAAGAAAAAAAUAACUGGGUUGUUACUAAUGCAGAAAUCAAGCACAUUGGCAUAAGUAAAGUGGCAGCAACACUCAAGAAAUCUCUCUCUGCCCUUGUUGCAGAAUGCUCCAGUAUUGUUAGGACUGGGAGUCUCACUUCUGCAAUGCCCAUUCUGCGUUGCCAGCAGUGGUUUCAGGUACAGAUGGACGUUCACACUCACAGGUCAAUAGGCUAUAUAAUCUGGCACAAGUUUUACUUUGGUUUAUAGAAAGGUGCAGGACAGGAAACAAUAUAUCGGCAUGACAGCGUUAAUCACAUCUUCAUCAGGGUCCUUCCAGCAACCUGGGCAGGACUCCCUGGCCCACAGUGGACACCUUCAGUGACAGUGAAGAGACCGUGUAGACAGGAGAUGCCAACACAGUCUCAAGUGUCCACCUGAUACAAGUAGCUCACUCUUCAUCAGCAUCUCUCCAACCCAUUGUCCAGUCCUUUCCAUGUCUGAUGAGUUGUCUUCGGGAAUGGUUCCUGUCCUGGGCCAACAGAAGGUUUGGGGGCCAUGACCCCUGGGAUUCCUCUAGUCUCAGUCAGACCAUUAAGUCUGGUCUUUUUAUGAGAAUUUGGGGUCUGCAUCCCACUGUUCUCCUGCUCCCUCAGGGGUUCUCUGUUGUGCUCCCUGUCAGGCCAGUCAUCGGUUGUGGCUGGGCACCAUCUAGUUCUUCUGGUCUCAGGAUAAUGUAAGUCUCUAGUUCAUGUGGCCCUUUCUGUCUUUUGGGCUCAUAGUUAUCGUGUGACCUUGGUGUUCUUCAUUCUCCUUUGAUCCAGAUGGGUUGAGACCAAUUGAUGCAUCUUAGAUGGCCACUUGUUAGCAUUUAAGACCCCAGAUGCCACAUCACGUUUAUUUUAACCAAGUGCAGUUCAAGCAAACAGUGUGAGAAGAAGGAAUGGACUUCAGAGCCUCUCUACCCUGCUAAGAAAACCCUGUGCCACCCCAUUUAUAGGGACAACAGGGAGCCCCUGGACCCUCAGAGAAUAUUAAAAAGUGAGCCUCCAUAUCCCCAAGACAUGAGUGCUGUAGCCAAAGACCUGAUCAAACGUCUUCUGAUGAAAGAUCCCAAGAAAAGAUUGGGAUGUGGUCCACGUGAUGCGGAUGAAAUCAAAGAGCAUCUCUUCUUUCAGAAAAUAAAUUGGGAUGAUUUAGCUGCCAAAAAAGUGCCCGCACCAUUUAAGCCAGUCAUUCGAGAUGAAUUAGACGUGAGUAACUUUGCGGAAGAGUUCACAGAAAUGGAUCCCACCUAUUCCCCCGCAGCCCUGCCCCAGAGCUCCGAGAGGCUGUUCCAGGGCUAUUCCUUUGUCGCCCCUUCUAUUCUCUUCAAGCGUAAUGCAGCCGUCAUAGAUCCACUUCAGUUUCACAUGGGAGUUGAACGUCCUGGAGUGACAAAUGUCGCCCGGAGUGCCAUGAUGAAGGACUCUCCAUUCUAUCAACACUAUGACCUUGAUCUGAAGGACAAACCAUUAGGAGAAGGAAGUUUUUCAAUUUGUCGGAAGUGCAUACACAAAAAAAGUAACCAAGCAUUUGCAGUCAAGAUAAUCAGCAAAAGGAUGGAAGCCAAUACUCAGAAAGAAAUCACAGCUCUGAAACUCUGCGAAGGACACCCCAAUAUAGUGAAGUUGCAUGAAGUUUUUCAUGAUCAGCUUCACACGUUCCUAGUGAUGGAACUUCUGAACGGCGGAGAGCUGUUUGAACGCAUUAAGAAGAAGAAACACUUCAGUGAGACGGAAGCCAGCUAUAUCAUGAGGAAGCUUGUCUCGGCCGUCAGCCACAUGCACGAUGUGGGCGUGGUGCACAGAGACUUGAAACCUGAGAAUUUAUUGUUCACCGAUGAAAAUGACAAUUUGGAAAUUAAAGUCAUUGACUUUGGGUUUGCACGCUUAAAGCCACCUGAUAACCAGCCCCUUAAGACGCCAUGUUUCACCCUCCAUUAUGCUGCCCCCGAGCUCUUGAACCACAACGGCUAUGAUGAGUCUUGUGACCUCUGGAGCCUGGGUGUCAUUCUGUACACAAUGCUGUCAGGGCAGGUCCCAUUCCAGUCUCAUGAUAAAAGUGUGACAUGUACCAGCGCAGUGGAAAUCAUGAAGAAAAUUAAGAAGGGAGAUUUCUCCUUUGAAGGAGAAGCUUGGAAGAAUGUGUCCCAAGAGGCUAAAGAUCUGAUUCAAGGCCUUCUCACGGUCGAUCCAAAUAAAAGGCUUAAAAUGUCUGGCUUGAGAUACAAUGAGUGGCUUCAAGAUGGCAGCCAGCUAUCCUCCAAUCCUCUGAUGACGCCAGACAUUCUGGGAUCCUCAGGAGCUGCCGUGCAUACCUGUGUGAAAGCCACCUUCCACGCCUUUAACAAAUACAAGAGAGAGGGUUUUUGCCUUCAGAAUGUUGAUAAGGCCCCUUUGGCUAAGAGAAGGAAAAUGAAAAAGACUAGCACCAGUACGGAGACACGCAGCAGUUCCAGCGAAAGUUCUCAUUCUUCUUCCUCCCAUUCUCAUGGUAAAACCACACCUACAAAGACACUGCAGCCAAGCAAUCCAGCUGACAGCAAUAACCCAGAGGCCCUCUUCCAGUUCUCAGACUGAGUAACAGAGGCGUGGUAGGAAAGUAAUCGAUGAUCCAUUGCGCCUUCAGUUCCCUCAGUGUACGCCUGAGGCGAUGUUCUGUGCUUUUACAAAUGUGUCGCGUUGGUCUCAUUGGAAUCUGCCUCUUAGUGAAUUUUUUCAGGAAAACCUAUUGGUUAUCCUCAUCCAAAAGCACUGGACAGAGAAUGUUACUGUGAACAGAGCACCGGUCAUGCUAUGUAGAGAUCUAGAAUGAUGCCAGCAGGACUGUUCUUGAAAGAACAAAGGUUUCUAUACAUUUAAUUAGGGACUGGUUAGAUUUGAGCUGCUUACAAAAUAAAUCACAGGUUUUUCACAUGCCUGCCAACAGCAGUUGACUUUACUGAUAACUUUUGCUUCGCCUUACGGACAUUGUGGGUUUUUCAAGAGAUUUGCACCCUUCAAACCAGUGAUCUCUCAGAGGAAAUGUCAUACUGUUUUCAGAAAGAUUCUGGGUAGCAUAUACUUAUUUCUUGGGAGAAGAUUUUAACUUAUUAUUUUUCUCUUAUGGUUACAUAUGAUGAUAACCUGGUAUUAUUAAUCUUUUUCUAAAAAGUAGAAAAAAGAAAUACAAGAACUUAAGGCCCCAUAGUCUAUAUUUGGGCCCAUAUGAAAUGCAUGCUAAGCUGCAUAUGUUUUUAAUUUUGCACUGCUCUUUCCUGGCGAUUGGUUUUAAUGAUUAUUGCAGAAUAUUAAGGUACAUGUCUCUCUGUUUUCAGUAGUACUGCACUUUAUAAAAGAGUGUGACUAAAGCAAGCUAGUUUGUAAAGUGCACUGUUUCAAGCCUACGUACUGUAUUUUAGCCAUUUUCCCCCCAUUAUCUACUUUACAUGCGUCCUCGCAUCCCUCUUCUACCUGGAAUGCAGCAGGUAGAACUGGGCGUGUUGUAGCAUGGAGUCUGUUAGCCACUCACGCACUGAGGUGAGGAGAACUAAAGGGGAGUUACACUGAACACACUGAGUCGUUAGCCGCUCACGCACUGAGGUGAGGAGAACUAAAGGGGAGUUACACUGAACACACGGAGUCGUUAGCCGCUCACGCACUGAGGUGAGGAGAACUAAAGGGAAAUUACACUGAACACUGUGCUCCAUCUUUGUACACUGUGUCCUGCUGCAGCGAGGCACCUCCUCCUGGAGUCGGAGCUUAUGUACAUAAUAUUUUACAAUCAUAACUAUGACUUGUUUUGAAAAUUUUCUGUUAAAUUUUAAAUCUGGAAAGUAUAUUUUAUAAACUUGCAUAGAGCACUUCCAUUGCUCCAAAGUUCUGAAUUCAUACAGAAAACAAGUGUUAUGUGAUAGACAUUACGAUAAAGACAUUGCUGCAUUUAAAAAUAAAAUUAAUUCAUUCCCUAUGCAAAAAAAAAAAAGAGUGAUAGGAUAUGUAUGUUGUAUUUUCUUUUAAAGCCACCACAUGAAAUGUCAGGACUGAGAAAAGUGAUUUUUGCUAUGUUUACAGGAAUCAUGCUUAAAAAGAUAACACCCAACAUGUUUGUUUUAUAGUUUGUGUAAAUGACAACCUCUUGAGCAUUAGUUUGGAAUUUGGGCAUGAUGUUUAUUUAUUCCUUUCUUGAGGUAAUAGUAGCAUUAAUUUCAACCAGUUAUGAAUACUAAAAAAAUUGCACUCUAUGUAAUAGUAGAAUAUUUAUUACUAAAUCAAUGUAUAUAUUAAUAGCACAGGCAACAAAAAUGGCAAAUAUUAAAAUAUUUUCAAAAUAUUGUAUUAUCCUGUUCACAUUUUUGUCCACAGUGGUUAUUGGGAAUAACUUUUUAUACUUCUCAGUGACCCACCAGGCUACAUAAUUCUCAGUGAGUCAAUGAAAGUUUUAUACUUCUAGCUUUCACUCAUUCUUAGUAAUGAUGAGAACUCUUAUGUGAAUUAUUACCAAACUACAGCUGGUUCACAGAAUGUGAUUCCAUCAGGCACAGAUUUGUAAUAAUCAAGAAAAUGUCUACGUAUAUCUGUAAAAAAAGCUGCGUUAAAUAUAUUGGAAACUAUGUGAGCUCUUGAAGUGAUUUUUUAAACUGGUAGAAAAUACUAGUUGUAAAGUACAAACCAAAGGGACACUCUUGCUCUGAUAGAAAAUGAUCCAGAAAAAUAGUCUAAUAGCGUACCCUAGCAAUUGAUGUCGUAGAUGCCUUAUGUAUAUUGGAAAUUGAUAAAUUUCAUUUUCAUUUCUUUUCCUUGCCCCUCUUCAGAGGGACAUGGCAAACAAUGAACUAGGUAGAAGGGCAGUCAGAGUAAAAGGAGAAAGGAAAGAGAGGGCUAAUCCGUGAGCUGAUGAGCCUCCCUGAAGAACCUCAGAACCACUCAGAGUGCUGCCCUCUGGUCAGAUAUCCUUGUCCUCACCCUGCUUAUAAACACCAAAAAGACAGAAUUUGAUGCUCAGUACGUGUGCAGCCGCUAGGUUGUUUGCAGACUCUUUGGUAGUAAAUUAUAUUUUAAAAUUCACAAAGCUUUCAUUUAGUCACAUCAAAAGUAAGGAACAAAAAAUACUUCAUUUAAAAUUGUCAAGUGAAAGGACUCUUUUUGGCAUUAGAAGUAAAAUAAAAGUAGAUAUGAGACAAGCCAAUGUAUACAUUAAAUUCUCUUUUGUUAACACUGAUUUUCAGGGUAGAGCCAGACCGCCCCUUCCCUUCUUCCCUUACUGAUUUUAUUGUGUGUAGUUUUCAUGCUAUCAUAAAUCCUGAUUCAUAUAGUAUGUUUUGUAGCUAUAUAUGGCUAGUUGAGAGGCAAGAAAAAGAAGAGAAUACGGGGAAAAAAUUAAAGUUUGGUCUUUCUAAUUACUGUGCCAGAUCCUAUGGCUGAAAUGAGUUCCUUCCUGAGUUAAAUUAGCUCAUUUGCAGUUCAUUAAUUCUUCUAAACCUCUUUAAAAUGAGAAACCACUGAAACAGAAAACCAGAAUCCUGAGUUAUUUUCAACAUGCUUGUCUGUCUGAGAGCCACAGAUUCUUCCACCUAAGACAAAACAUCUUUUUUUUUUUUUUAAGAUUGCUGCUGAUUUCUUAAAUGCACAAAUGGCUACAUUUUAACUAUAAGUGUAUUUUAAAGAAGGCUACUAGGAUAGCAGUGACUACUUUUUUUAAUAAGGAAAUUCCUUUUGUCACCCAUUUUUUUAAGUAUGUACUCAAAUACUUCGUAAGGCAUACAAUUUAUUGUCUACUUGUUCACCUUGCUGUAUUUAGAGCAUCUGUUAUUGUCAUAUUUAUUAAGAAUAGGGUAUCACAAAAUGGUGAAAAUGUCUAAAUUAUCGGCCCUCUCGGUGCCGUAGACCACCGGAUUACUUUGGAGGGUCUCCCAUUGACCAAUAUUACAAACACAGUUGGCGUGUUUGUGUGAUCAGACUUAUAAUAAUCUUUAAAAUCUAAGUAAAUAGUGUAAAUUCUGUUAUGUCACUCACACAAUGUCAAACUAAUUGUCUUAUAGAUGGAUUAUUAUAUAGCAUAAUGAAAUACCUUAGAAUUAUAUAAUUUUUUGGCCACUCAGAUAUAAUUCUUAGCUCCCCAAAUGUCUUAACACCAUAGCACCCCGGUUUGUGACCUUUAAUUAAUUACAUCCCCCACAUGAAUAUCCCUCUUCAUUUGAUAAAGCGUCAGGCACUAAAGUGAAUGUAUUAGGGGCCUCUAAAAAAAAAAAAAAAAAAAGUUAUUAAAGACUUGCAUUGUAAGAUAACAGGAAGUAUGUAUGAAUAAAUAUUUUAAAUAAACUCUACCCACAGAAAAUAGCUGCUACGACAACAUAAAGGUUUUAUUUUUGCUAUCUUGUUAAAUAACUUCACUCCAAAUUGUAGCUUUUCUUGGGGAAAAAUAUUCUUCUCAAGAGUUAUUUAAUUAUCUUUAUGGGGGAAGAAGGUGUAUUUUACAGAAGGUGACAUUGUUCAUGUCACGAACAUUUGACUGGGCUCAUUUCAGUCUCUGUCUUCAGCCUUUCUUAUAUUUUAGCUUUCGAGAUAUUUCCUUUGAGCCCUCUUCUUUCUGUGCCCAGCUCCCAAUUAUAUUUUUAAAUUAAGUAGUUGAUUACUCUUCCAGAUGCUUCCCUUGCCCAAGGCUGUUGUCCUUCCGAUUUCAUGAAUUUGUUAAUUAGACAGGUGCCAGUGCUUUAUAUUUUUCUUAAAAAAAAUUUUUUUUUUUAUGGAGCAGUUCCACUCAGUUCUACUCUGUCCUGUAGGGUCGCUAUGAGUCGGAAUCAACUCGAUGGCACUUAGUUUGGUUUGGUUUUUUGGUUUAGACUAUGAAGGGGAACCCUGGUGGCACAGAGGUUAAGAGCUGUGGCGAGCUGCUAACCAAAAAGUUGGCAGUUCGAGUCCACCAGCCACUCCUUAGAAACCCUAUGAGGCAGUUCUACUCUGUCCUGUAAGGUUGCUGUGAGACAGAAUUGACUCCAUAGCAAGGAGUAGACUAAAAAGGGGUAAGAAACUAAAGUGGCGCCCGAAUAGAUCUGCCUUGGCUUUUUCAUAUUAGUGCAAAAUAAAAAAAAUAAAAAUAAAUUUUUUUUUUUUUUUUAGGUACUGUUUAUUGCCAGCCAUUUCUUUAUUUUUAUUACUUCUGAUCACAUGGUAAAAAAGCCUGAUAUUGGGUACUUAGAAGCAGACUUGGAUCAAAAUGUAGGAUUCUUAGUAGCUGUUCGUUAAUCUUAACUUUCCUGGUGUAUUUCUGCUGGGGUGGGUGGAAGGACAUUUUGUAAUAUUUUAUUUAGUUAGGAUGCUGUUUUUGUUACUGGCAGGAGUUAAAUGCUUCAGCUAGAUCAAGUUAGCAUUUAAUACAGCAGCUGCGCUCCAGAGCGCUGGAAACUGGGACGAUACUUAGCAUUAUGUUGUUUUCAUGAUCUUUUCCACUGGGUGACACUUUAAAAAAAAAAAAAAAAUUUUUUUUAUUUUUAUUUUUAACACUUUUAAUUUGUUUGGUUUUAUAAAAUGUGUCUAAUUUGUCUCUUCACUAAAAAAAUCUAGUUUCAUUCUUGCUUUUGCCUAUAUUGAACAGUUUUUAUCUUCUCAUUUAUGUUUCGACGUCUUCCCAUAUUAAAAAGAAAACAGAAAUAAAGAAAUGGCAUGACUUAGAAAAAGAAAUUUAAGUGUUAGGAGUAGAAUACUGCAGCUUUAUUUUCUGGCAUGUCUGCUUCUCGAGAGAUUGGAAAAUCAUUUUUUCUCGUAUUUGUUUUGUUUUAAAAACCCGUAAGAGUGCACUGUGGGACAGUUGACUUUUUUAAAUGCAAUUUUAUUUUUAACUUUGUAAGAGGCUGGUCAUGUAAAACAUGUUGUGUUGGGAUGGAUUGUGUGGCAGUUAGCUUCAGUAAAGACAUGCUGCUGUGUAGACAUUAUCCGUGAUGGUUUACUUUAGGUACGAUUGUGCUACUCUGUAGCCCCAAUUAUAAAUACUGGCAAAGGGUUUUUAUAUGGUAAUUCUUGUUCUUUUGACAAAUACGAAGGGGAAAAUACAAGCUACAUCACAUAUAAAAUUUGAGUAUUAAAAUUUUGAAAACUGACCUUAAAAACUAAGUACGAGUUUUAAAAAAGAACAGGAAACCACAUAUACACACACUUAGAGGAAUUUCUUAAAGAUUGGCAUUUUAAUGUAUAGCUGGGGCACUUCUGCCGAAAAUGGUAUGUAUCCUUGGGUUCGGAAUUGAAAACUUGUUGAAAAUCAUCUAAGGCACAAUAAUCUCUGUAACUGUAAAUUUUGCUACCGCUUUACGUAAACAUAAGGACUUGUCUUACUAGAAGAUAAAUGGAAGAGAAAAAGAUGAAAAAACAGUUCUUUUUCUUCUGUUUCCCUGAGCAGCUAAAAGUCUAAUGCAAACCUCAGCUCAAUUAAAUGCCAUUCAGAUCCAUUGCCAUCUGGGUUGUCUUCAUCAAAUACAGCGGUGGUUUCAUGCUCAUAAGUACGUGUACUUUUUGCAUUGUCCUUUUUCUUGCAUCGUUUUUCAGUUUCCCAUCGUGUGUACAUACACGUUAACAUAUCCCUCUACUAAUAUUUCACUUACUGAUUCUCAAUGUAUCCAUGUAUUAACUAACAUUUAUAGAUUGUAAUUAAGAUCUGAGAAAUGAAGGCUUGGUUGGAACAGAAGAGGGAAAAGCUUGGGAUGAAAAUUAUUUGGGAACAAGGAGAUACUGAUGCUGUAUGAGAACAGCUCUGAGAUACAAACAUUCGGUAUGAACGUAGAGAAGGCUGCUUUACAAACUUGCCAUUCCAGUGGCCAUCUAGAUGAAUCUCUUUUGUAAGUUUUUCUACUCUUUGGGUAAAGGAGUUUAUGUAACAUGUACGUGUAGGCUUUACACCAAACCAAACCCAUCGCCAUCAGUGCCGACUUAUAGCGACUAUGUAGGCUUUGUAAGAUGGUUGUUUUCUCCUAGCAGGCCCAUGGACGUUCUCUUCUCUUCCCCCACCUCCUCCUCAACGUUUCUUGCUGCCUUCUUCCCACACCAUGAACAUUCUGUGGCCAAAGAAACCAAUCCAAAGACAACAUGUAGGUAGUGACAUCUUUUUUUUUUAAAUGAUGACAGUAUAAAUAUAAAUUACACAGAUCUUAAGUGUACAGGUUAAUAAAUUUUUACAUAUGUAUGCCCCAUGAAACCAUCACCCAGAAUCAAGAUAAGGGUCUCAGUCAAUACUCAAAGAUAACCACUGUUGUGAUUUCUGUCACCAUAGAUUAGCUUUCCCUGUUCUUGACUUUCCUAUAAAUGGAAUCACACAGCCUGUAGUCUUGUGCCUGGUUUCCUUUGAUCAGCAUUAUGUCUGUCAAGUUCAUCUGUGUUGCAUGUGGCAAUAACAAUGGUUUGCUCAUUUUCUUUGCUGUAAAGUAUUCCAUUACAUGAGUGCACCACAAUUUAUUUAUCCAUUCCACUGUUUAUGCCUAGGCUUUAUGGCUAAAACUGCAUGGACAUUCUUGUACAUAUCUUGUAGUGGACACGUACACUCAUUUGUCUUGAGUUAGUACGUAAGAGUGAAAUACUGAGUUGUAGGAUGGAUGUGUAUUUAGCUGCAAAAGAUAGUGCCAAAAGUUUUCAACACCAAUAAUUGUGAAAGAGUUCCGGUUGCUCCAUAGACUCAUCAAUACUUGGCCCAUCAGCCUUGUGAGUUUUAGCCAUUCUGGUGUGUGUGUAUAUCAUUGUGGUUUUAAUAUGCAUUCACCUGAGGAGUAAUCAUAUAUCCUUAUUAGCCAUUUGGAUAUCCUCACUAGUGAAAUGCCUGCUUAUGUCAUUUGUCCGUAUUUAUUGGGUUGUCUGUCUUUUUCCUAUUGAUUUGCAGGUGUUCUUUUUAUUUUCUGGAUAUGAGGCUUGUGUCUGGUAUAUUAUUGCAGAUAUUUUCUCUUGGUUUGCUUUCUAAAUAAUGUCCUUUGAUAACCAGAAAUUCUUAAUUUUUAUGAAGUUCAGUGUAUCAGUCUUUUCUUCUUAUGGUUAAUGAUUUUUUUGUCCUGUAUAAGAUAUAUUUGCCUACCCCAAGGUUAUGAAGAUAUUCUUGUAUUCUUCUAAAAGCUUUAUUGUUUUACCAUUCACAUGAGGCCUACAAUCUACCUAGCGUUGAUACUUGUGUAUGAUACAUAUUGUAUAGCCAAACUUCAUUUAGUUCCACAUGAGUAUUCAGUUGACCCAGUACAAUGUAUUGAAAAGCUCAGUGCAUUGUAGUUUCUACCUUCUAGGUGACUACGUGGAUCACUUUCUUGAUUUUCUGUUCUGUUCCUCUGGUCUAUUUAUCUAUCUUUGUGUUAUUACUAUGAUGUUUUUAUAAAGUCAUCAUAUCUAGUAGUGUGAGACCCAAACUUUGAUCUUCUUCCAGACGUCUUGGCCAUUCUUAGACCUUUGCAUUUCCGCAUUCAUUUCAGAAUCAGCUGAUCAGUUUCCUCAGGGAUGGGGGAAAGAUAUCUGUUAGGAUUUAAGUGGUGUUGCAUUGAAUAUAUAGGUCAAUUUCAGGAGAACUGAUACCUUCACAAUUUUGAGUUCUUCUGUCUGUCCAUUGUUGUUAUUUGCCAUCAAGUUGGCUCCCAUUAUGUGUAACAGAACAAAACGUUGCCUGGUCUUACAACAUCUUAUGAUUGUUGGUAUGUUUUUGAGCCCAUCGUUGUGGCUAUUGUGCCAAUCUGUCUCAUUGAGGGUUUUCCCUUGUUUUUACAAACCCUCUACUUUACCAACCAUGAUGUCCUUUUCUAGCGAUUGGUCUUUUCAGGUAACAUAUCCAUGAACUGAAAUCUCAUCAUCCUCGCUUCUAAGGAGCAUUCUAGUAUUUCUUCUAAGACUGAUUUGUGUAUUCUUAUGGCAGUCUACAGUAUAUUCAGUAUUCUUCACCAACAUCACAAUUCAAAUGGUCAGUUCUUCUUUGGUCUUCCUUUUUCAUUGUCCAGCUUUCCCAUGCAUAUGAGGUGAUUGAAAAGAGCAUGGCUUGAGUCAGAUCCACCUUAGUCCUCCAAGUGACAUCUUUGCUUUUUAAAACUUUAAAGAAGUCUUUUGCAGCAUAUUUGACCAAUGCAAUACAGUACAUUGUUUGUUUUCUUGACUGUUGCUUGCAUGGGCAUUGAUUGUUGAUUCAAGUGAAUGAAAUUAUUGAUAACUUCGAUUUUUUCUCCAUUUAUCAUGAUGUUGUCUAUCCCUCACUUAGGUCGUCUUUAAUUUGUCUCAGCAAUGUUUUAUAGACCUCCAUGUAGAGGUUAGACUUAUUUCCAGGCUUUUGAUAUUUUUGGAUGCUGUUGUAAAUGAUAUUUUAUUAUCUAAUUAUUUUUUGUUAGUAUACAUAAAUAUAGUUGAUUUUUGUAUAUUGCCCUUGCAUCCAAUAUCCUUGCUAAAUUUACUUUUUAAUUAUAUAGAUUCUUUUUAAUUUCUUUGUGUACACUAUUAUUCUGCAAGUAAUGAUAGUUUCACUUCUCCCUUUCCAAUUUCUACUUUUCUCGCCUUAUUAAGCUGACUAGGGCUUCCAUUAAAAUGUUGAAUAGAAGUGGUGAUAAUGGACCUCCUCAACUUUUCUUGAACUUAAAAUAAAAAUUCAGUAAUCUAUCAUUCAGCAUGAUGUUUGCUGUAAAUUAUUUUAUAGAUACCAUUUACCAGAUUAAGUUUCUUUUAAUUGUUAGUUUUCUGAGAGUUUUUAUUAAAUGGUUAGUCGGUCUCUAUCAAGAUGAUCACAUAAUUUCUCUUCUUCUCUUAAAGUGAUGAAUUAUACUGAUUAGUUUUGAAAUUUUGCAUUCCUGAAGUAAACCCUAUUUGCUUAUAUUAUUAUUUUCAUCUAUCAGUGGAUUCAGUUUGCUAAUAUUUUGCCUAAGGUUUUUUGAUCUGUGUUCAUAAAAAGGAUAGAGCUGUAAUUUUCCUUUCUUUAAUAUAAAAAAAUAUUAAAAUAUAUAUAUAUUUUUAAUAUGUAUCUUUGUCAGAUUUGGAACAAGGUUAUUCUGGCUUCAUAAAGUAAGUUGGGAUAUGUUCCGUCUUUUUUUAUAUUCUAGAAGAGUUUGUAUAAGCCUGAUGUUAUUCCUUCCUUAAAUAUUUAGAAGAAUUCACCAGUGAGGCCACCAGAAUGUGGAGGUUUCUUUAUGGGAAAGUUAUCUUUUAAUUGGAGUAUUUAGUCCAUUUACAGUUAAUGUGAUUGUUGAUAUACUGUUUUUAAGUCUACCAUCUUAACAUUUGUUUUCAAUUUGUCCCAUUUCCUCUUUGUUCCUGUGUUUCUCCUUUUCUGCCUUCUUUUGAAUGAACCAAGUAUUUUACCCUUUUUACUCCUACGUUAGUUUGCUGGUUUUUGUUUUAAUUCAUUUAGCAGUUGCCUACUUUAGAGACUACAGCACAGUCUUUGACUUACCACAUUGUACCUUAAACUGGUACAUUUACCACUUCCCUACAAUGCAAGGACCUUUAUCACAGUUUAAUCUGUUUACCCCUCCUUCCUUUUGUGUUACUGCUGUCAUGUACUUUACCUCUAUGUUCUACAUAUAUGUUAUGUAUUUAUUAUAUUUAUUGUUAUUACUGCUACUAUUAUUUUAAAAGGCCUGUAUUCAUUUUUGUAUACCCACAUAUUUAUGCUCCCUGAUGUUUUUAUUCCUUAUUGCCUUUACUUACUUCCAUCUGGGAUUAUUUUCCUUCUGCCUGGAGAACUCUCUUUAGUAUUUAUUUUAGUGCAAGUCUGUUGGCAAUGAAUUCCCUUAGCUUUUGCUUUUGUGAAACUUUCUUUUGCCUUUACUUUUUCUGGAACACCUUUAUUGAGAUAAAACUCACAUAACAUACAAUUUGCCUAUUUAAAAUGUACAAUUCAAUAUUGCCUUUAUUUUUUGAAGGAUAUUUUUGCUGAGUAUAAAAGUCUAGGUUCAGCACUUUCAAGAUAUGAUUCUAAUCCUUAGGUUCUGUGGAAAAGUCAUCCAUCAGUCUUACUGUUGCUUUUUUGAGGGUAAUGUGUCUUUUUUUUUCCUAUCGCCACUUUUAAGAUUUUCUGUCUUUGGUUUUAACAGUUUGAGUAUGAUGUGUCUAGGUGUAGUUUUCUUUAUAUCUACUAAGGAUAAUAGCACUUAAACAUGUUGAAUCUUUUGGUUGAUUUCCUUCAAUUUUGGAACUUCUUAACCAGUCAUUCUUCAAACAGUUUUUUUCUGAUCCAUCCUCUCCUCUUCUAUGUCUUCUACAGUCUUUUCUGUGUUUUCCAUCCGUCUUUAUUUCUCUGUGCAUUAGUCUGGAUAAUUUUCAUUGACUCAUCCUCUAAUUCCCUUAUUCACUGUUCUGCUGGGUCUAAUAAAUUUUAAUAUUAAUUUAAUAUAUUGUAUUUUUAACUCUGUAAUAUACAUUGACUCUUUUUUAUAGAUUCCAGAUCUCUGCUGAAAUUCUCCAUCUUUUCCUCUGUAUUCUUGAACAUAUUAAUCAUAGCGAUGUUAAAGUUCUUGUCUGAUAAAUGAAUAUCUGAAUUACCUAUUACUUUCUGUUGUCCUUAUUUUCUUUUGGUUUUAAGUCAUUCCGUUUUGUUUUUUAGCAUGCCUCUGAAUUUUGGCAGUCGCUAUACAUGGUGCAUUGAAUAUUGUAGAGGCUCUGAAUGAUGUUGUCUUCCUCCUAAGCUGAUUAUGUUUCUUCUGUCAGGAAGGUAAAGUAAAAGCAGUUCCGCAGAAUCCUAUUGAUGGUUGAUUUUAGACUUUGUUAGGGCUUCUGUAUUUCAGUUUUGCCCGUAAACUCUUAGACUAUGGCCUGUCUGGGUUCCCACCUGAAAAUCUGGGGUGUUUACCAGGGCCACUACACCUUGGUGGCCUUGAACGCAAACCUCUAACUUCUUAGCACCAAAGCCUACUAAAAUCUCUGCUCAGCUCUUUGGCCCCACAACUGCUGCUUUUUGCUUUUUGGUGGGUUUCUUGAGGUCUCACCUUACACAGAGAAGCUAGUUUAGGAUUGACAAACACCUCAAUUAGAUAUUGCAACAGCAUUUGGGGCUCACUUCUCUGAAGUUUUUGCCCCUCUGAGAUUUUGCCCCUCAAUUCCUAGCCACUUUGGCAGCCCAGACUCCAAGCUUUGUCCCUUUAAUCAAGUGGGAUUGCUGCUUUCUGCUAGGCCUUUCAUUACCUGUGCUGUGAAUUUACAGUGCCUUCAAAGAAGUCAGAACCUGGGUGGAGUGCUUCCCCCCAUUCAGGGAUUAUAGUUCAGGUUCUGCCAGCGUGAGUUUGCUCCCUGAUGCCUAUAAACAGAUGUUUUGUGUAUCUUAUCUACCUUUCAUAGUGUUUUCAGUGAGAGGCAUAAUCAAAUAACAAACUACCCUCUUGUGUCCAAAGCAGAAAUCUGGUGGUGAUCACCUUUAGUCACCAUUGUUGAUUUCCCCACUGUGGCUUCUGCCAGUGAUAACUUGGUUGUCACUAGUUCACAACUAUAUGAGAGGGCACCAGGUUUAUUCAUUUGUUAUUCCUUUGCUCAUUGAACAUUUUUUGAGCUCCUACUUAGGCCAGGUACUGUUCUAGAUACAGGCAAUAUAGCAGUGAAUGAGACCAGACCUCUACCAUUUUGGGGUUUAUAGCCUGUUGUUCUUAUAGAAAGGCUACUCAGUGGAUUCUGUGUCAUACUCGUAUUACUUAAACAUAGACUUGUCUUGGGGGAGAGAUGCAAGAGAGAAAGACAGACAGACUGAGACCUUUUGGAUGAUAAUACCUUCUUCAUACAAAUAUUUUUAGCCUUUUAAAAAAUUCUGUAGAGAUUAGCCCAGUUCAAAGUGUACCCAUAAUACAUCAGUAUUUGCCCACUUCAGAAAGCUAAGACAUUAUGCUUAUUUCCCUAUCUGUGAGUUUCUACAUCACACAGACAACACAUGAAAAACUCACUUUGUAUUAUUUGAAAAUUUGAGUUAAAACUCCAGGAACUGACUUACGGAGAACAAACUCAACUCUGAAAUCAAAUCUUCUUAUGGGUGUCAACAUGAAAUCUGAUCAAGAAUCAGCCUACUCGUGGUUUCCCAUUUUAACUUCAGUUUUACAAAAAAAAACAUUUCACAUGUUAUAGUGCACUUACUUAUUAAAUGCUUUGAGAUACUAAAAAUGGCUGGGUGUUCUCAGUCUUCCAGAAAUGCUUAAAGGUCACUGUUACCAAGAGAAAAAUAUAAUCUGGGCACGUGUCACUGUUAAAAUAUUUUACUGAAAUCAAGAAUUUUACUCUUCUGUUCUUUGUUGUUCUUUCUCACUUCAGAAACUUCAUCCAAUGGAUUGAUUAGUUUUCUAUCCCAAGAACAUAUUCCAAAGAUAACAGUUGGUACUUCUGAUUAUAAUCCAGUUUUAUGUGAUCAAAAGGCGGCAGUCAAAGCACUAGAAUCUUAGCAUAUAUGGUAGUCCAUAGAACCUAGGGGGCACUGAGAGGACCUGUCGAGAAUCUUCAACACCUGUGGCUUGGUGCUCUUGGAAUUGUAAGCCCUUUUGGAAUGGUCAGGAACAACCAGCUAAAGUGAAAGAAGCCAGACACAAAAGGCCACAUAGUGCAUGUUCCGUUAAUAUGAAAUAUCCAGAAUAGGCACAUCCACAGAGGCAGAAAGUAGAUUAAUGGUUGCCAGGGGCUGUGGGUGGAGGCCUUGGAGAUAAUGGGAUUUCUCUUGGGGGUGAUGAAAUGUUCAGAAAUUAGAUAGUGGUAAUUGUUGCACAACAUUGUGAAUAUACAAAGGGCCAUUAAAUUAUAUUUUCAAACGGUAAUUUUUAUGUUAUGUAAAUUUCAUCUUUAAAAAAAAAAACUACUAGCUAGAAAGAAUAUAGUUACUCUGAGGACACCUUACUACUGAGAGAAUACCAUCCCUAGUGCUCCUUUCUUUGGCAGCAGCUCUGUU